AUGACAGCCUUCACGCUCGGCCUUAUAACAGCCUUCACGCUCGGCCUUAUCACAGCCUUCACGCUCGGCCUUAUUACAGCCUUCACGCUCGGCCUUAUGACAGCCUUCACGCUCGGCCUUAUUACAGCCUUCACGCUCGGCCUUAUUACAGCCUUCACGCUCGGCCUUAUUACAGCCUUCACGCUCGGCCUUAUCACAGCCUUCACGCUCGGCCUUAUUACAGCCUUCACGCUCGGCCUUAUUACAACCUUCACGCUUGGCCUUAUGACAGCCUUCACGCUCGGCCUUAUAACAGCCUUCACGCUCGGCCUUAUCACAGCCUUCACGCUCGGCCUUAUUACAGCCUUCACGCUCGGCCUUAUUACAGCCUUCACGCUCGGCCUUAUUACAGCCUUCACGCUCGGCCUUAUUACAGCCUUCACGCUCGGCCUUAUUACAGCCUUCACGCUCGCCCUUAUUACAGCCUUCACGCUCGGCCUUAUUACAGCCUUCACGCUCGGCCUUAUUACGGCCUUCACGCUCGGCCUUAUGCCCACGCUCGGCCUUACGGCCUUCACGCUCUCAGCGCCGUGGUUUGCCAUUUGGUACGGCUGGGAGGAUGUCGUCGCGUUUGUCAAAGAGUGCUACAAUCAGCAUUCGUGA
Molecule: messenger RNA, 642 nt
Organism: Fimicolochytrium jonesii
Lineage: Eukaryota; Fungi; Chytridiomycota; Chytridiomycetes; Spizellomycetales; Powellomycetaceae
Exons: 2
Coding region: 1-642 (213 amino acids)
Source: RefSeq, a predicted model, not a curated record